Messenger RNA from Ochlerotatus camptorhynchus, 1365 nucleotides. RefSeq names its product Cuticular protein 67B (gene Cpr67B). The transcript is spliced from 3 exons. Gene Ontology annotation, cellular component: chitin-based extracellular matrix. Lineage: Eukaryota; Metazoa; Arthropoda; Insecta; Diptera; Culicidae. The coding region runs from base 145 to 1209 and encodes 354 amino acids. Gene Ontology annotation, molecular function: structural constituent of chitin-based larval cuticle. The record is from RefSeq and is a predicted model, not a curated record.
AAACGGUGAAGAAUCGAAACGCGAUAAACCGAAAAAGGAAGAGUGAUUGAAUUUUAAUUAAAAAGCGAAACCCUAGUAGUAGCUGAACUGCGUGGCGUGUGUGUGUGUGUGUGGGGGAUUGCAGAUAGAUUGCAGACCAGGAGAAUGUUGCGGAUUAUAUUGGUUCUGGCGGUCACCGCACCGGCACUGCUGCUGGCCGGUCGCAUACAGCUGGUUAACCUAGCCCCCGAGGAAGCUCAACGAUUUAUCACCCAGCAAAGUUUGGAUCUGCGCUACGCCAAAAAGUUGGGCGAACACCCGCUGGGAUACUUCCGAAACAUCCAGGAUCCAACCGAGGCCAAGUUCUACCACAAUGGGCGGCUGAUCGACAAUCCCGAGGACUACGUCGAGGAAUCCUACGAAGCGUCGCAGUUCCAUGGACAGGAUGGCCUUGGCCGAGCCAUGUUUGGCUACAACGAUCACAACCAGGCCCGAUUGGAGGCUCGCAACGCCAACGGAGAAGUUCGUGGCUCAUACCAGUACAUGGAUCCGAACGGUCAGGAAAUCGUCGUUCAGUACUGGUCCGACAGCCUGGGAUUCCAUCAGUUUGAUAACCGUCCGGAGGUUGUGCUGGAACCGGUUACGGAUACUCCGGAGGUUCGGGAAGCCCGUAUUGCACACAUGAAGGCAUGGGAAGAAGCCGCGAACCUCGUUCGAUCGGGUAAGCCUGCAACCAGCGUCAACAACAAGCCCAUUCAGAACACCGUUGAUGAAGAGGACGAUGAAAUCGUGGGAGCCUUGUCGAACCAACAUCAGAGUUUGGCCCGAUACCCCAGCCUGCCGUACACGGAUCACAUUUCUCCGGAUUCGGCUCCUGCUGCCUCCAACGAUGCGGUGGUCAUUGAAGCCCAGCGAAAUCUCAAGAAGCGACAGAACGAGGAAUCCGCUCAGGGAGCUACCAAUGAGGAAGAGGAGCCACAGUACGACCCAAAGGGAUUCUUCUACAGCUUCGAGUACCCAGUGUAUACAAUCGCACAAUCCGAAGCCGCUCGAGCUCGGUCGCAGAAAGUCAAACGAUCAACGCCGUUCAGCGAGACCAAAGUCGUUGAGGAAACUCCAGUCGAAGACAACCGAGUAUCGUUGAAGGCCGUCCAGACCGGAGAACAGCUUGUUGCAGCGGUUCAUGAUGUGCAGGUGUCCCCCAAGCAGCCAAGCAGCCAAGCAGUAUAAUUGAUUGAUCACCCCCGUCUCUAAUUGCCAUUUUUUUGCGUUAGACAAAAAUAAAAAGCAGACCGAUCUCCCUUCACGCAAAAGUCCGAAAUCGAUAACCAACAAACGAAGAGUCGAUGAUGAAUGUACAAGCCAAUGUAAAAAAUGAACGAAAAA